AUGUGGUCCGCUAACUCCUUCACGUGCAAUGAUCUCCCGGUCAGGAUCGCCGCAAGGGCCAACAGGUUUCAUUGCAUCGUGGCUACGGUCCCUUCCCCAGCUGCAAUCACGGGAAGAGGCCUCCGCCUCUCUUGUACGCCGGCCAUACUCCAACCACGAGACCCAGCACAACACACGGGGCUGCGCGCGCUGGCGGAGAAAGCCGGAGCUCUGCGGACAAGCGUCUCCAAAGCCCGGGAGACCCCAAAGCUCGGGGCUUGCUGCCAGGUUUUAGCCACGCCACAAAUAAUUAUCUGCUUUGUAUUUCUGAGCAGUUCCCGAGCUUACAGCGUUAACAAUGUUUUGGAUGCUAAAUCUACGAGUAUCCAGGUAGUCGUUAAAGAAGGUGGUCUGAAGUUCAUCCAGGUCCAAGAUAACGGCUGUGGUAUCAGAAAGGAAGAUCUGGACAUCGUAUGUGAGAGAUUUACUACGAGUAAACUGCAAAAAUUUGAAGACUUGGCUAGUAUUUCUACAUACGGUUUUAGAGGCGAGGCAUUGGCUAGCAUCAGUCAUGUUGCCCAUGUUACAGUAACAACUAAAACGGCUGACGCAAAGUGUGCGUACAGAGCUACUUACAGUGAUGGAAAAAUUAAAGCCCCUCCGAAACCCUGUGCUGGAAACCAGGGAACUCAGAUCACGGUUGAAGAUCUUUUUUACAAUGUAAAUACAAGGAGGAAAGCUUUAAAAAAUCCAAAUGAAGAAUAUGCAAAAAUACUAGAAGUUGUUAGCAGGUAUGCCAUCCAUAACUCAGGCAUCAGCUUUUCGGUUAAAAAGCAAGGUGAUACCGUGUCAGAUGUUAGAACCUUAUCAAACGCCUCAACAGUGGACAACAUUAGGUCCAUCUUUGGAAAUGCUGUUAGCAGGGAACUGAUAGAAGUGGGUUGUGAAGAUGCAAAUCUGGCCUUUAAAAUGAAAGGCUACAUCACGAAUGCAAACUACUCUGUGAAGAAAUGUAUAUUUUUACUCUUCAUAAACCAUCGAUUGGUAGAGUCAGCCGCUUUGCGGAAAGCCAUAGAAACUGUGUAUGCUGCUUAUUUGCCAAAAAGUACGCAUCCGUUCCUAUACUUAAGCCUGGAAAUAACCCCCCAGAACGUAGAUGUGAAUGUGCACCCUACAAAACAUGAGGUCCAUUUCCUUCAUGAAGAUAGUAUUCUAGAGCGUGUGCAACAACAUGUAGAGAGCAAGUUAUUGGGCUCCAAUUCUUCACGGAUGUACUUCACUCAGACAUUGCUUCCAGGGGCCGACUGUUCUUCCAGUGAGGUUGUAAAAGCAUCAGCAAACUCUUCUGCGGUUACCAAAGGAACCAGUGAUAAAGUUUAUGCGCAUCAGAUGGUGCGCACUGAUUCCCGAGAGCAGAAAUUGGAUGCUUUUCUUCAGCCGGUGAACAACCCCCUAAGUACAGGCCCCGCUGAAGCGACGACAGAGGUUGUUAACGCAGGACCUCCGGAGGGUGUAGUCGGGCCCCAGGAUGCUGAAAUGGCAGAUGUCAGUGAUCUAGUUGAAAUGGCUGAUGCUCAGGAGGACACAGUGAUGCCUGGGGGGCUGAGUGAGAGUGGACGCUUGUCUUCUGACACAGUGCCUCCUCGAAAGCGACCACGGGAAGACACGGACAUAGAAAUGGAGAAAGAUGACACCAGAAAGGACAUGACUGCUGCCUGCACCCCUAGAAGAAGAAUUAUCAACUUGACCAGUGUAUUGACUCUCCAGGAGGAAAUUAGUAACCUGGCACAUGCAAAUCUUCAGGAGAUGCUAUGUGACCACUCAUUUGUUGGCUGUGUCAGUCCUCAGUGGGCUCUGGCCCAGUAUCAGACAAAACUGUAUCUUCUCAAUACAACAAAACUCAGCGAAGAACUCUUCUACCAGAUACUUAUUUAUGACUUUGCAAACUUUGGAGUCUUAAGGUUGUCUGAGCCAGCUCCCUUAUAUGAGCUUUCAAUGCUCGCUUUAGAGGACCCUGAAAGUGGCUGGACAGAAGAAGAUGGCCCAAAAGAAGGGCUGGCCGAGUACAUUGUGGAGUUUCUGAAAAAGAAGACUGAAAUGUUGAAAGAUUAUUUUUCUCUUGAGAUUGAUGAGGAAGGAAACCUUAUUGGGUUACCGCUUCUGAUAGACAACUAUGUUCCGCCGCUGGAAGGACUGCCUAUGUUUAUCCUUCGUUUGGCCACAGAGGUAAACUGGGAUGAAGAAAAGGAGUGUUUUGAAAGCCUAAGUAGAGAAUUAGCUAUGUUCUACUCCAUUAGAAAGCAAUAUAUAAUAGAUGAAGCCAACCUGACAAACUCUCAGAAUGAAGAUUCUGACUCUGGUUCAACAACAUGGAAAUGGACUGUGGAACAUGUACUUUACAAAGCUUUUAGGACUCAUCUUUUACCUCCUAAACACUUCACAGAAGAUGGCAACAUUUUGCAGCUUGCUAACCUGCCUGACCUGUAUAAAGUUUUUGAGAGAUGUUGAGCAAGUAGUUAUUAUAGACUGGUGCUUAUCUAAAAAACAUUCACGCUACAUUCUGUUUUACUUAGUAGAGGAUAAAGCUAGAAUCUUGAUGGAGGAAAGAAAAGGAGGGGAUUUAAUAUCAUACUAACAUGAUAGCAAAUGGUCUAUUUUCCUUCUGUUGAUCAAAGAAUAAAAAGAAUUGUUUUGGCUAUGUCUAAACCCAACUGAAGUUUCUAAAAUAAAAUCUCCACUUAUGCUUUGA
Messenger RNA from Pygoscelis adeliae (Adelie penguin), 2728 nucleotides. It is a transcript of the gene MLH1, whose product is annotated as mutL homolog 1. Gene Ontology annotation, cellular component: MutLalpha complex. The transcript is spliced from 19 exons. NCBI's taxonomy places the organism in Eukaryota, Metazoa, Chordata, Aves, Sphenisciformes, Spheniscidae. The record is from RefSeq and is a predicted model, not a curated record. Gene Ontology annotation, biological process: mismatch repair. Bases 1 to 2487 code for a protein of 828 amino acids. Gene Ontology annotation, molecular function: ATP hydrolysis activity; ATP-dependent DNA damage sensor activity; ATP binding.